Ochlerotatus camptorhynchus is the source of this 2938-nucleotide messenger RNA. Its product is annotated as pyridoxal-dependent decarboxylase domain-containing protein 1. Bases 117 to 2576 code for a protein of 819 amino acids. The transcript has 7 exons. Gene Ontology annotation, molecular function: carbon-carbon lyase activity; pyridoxal phosphate binding. NCBI's taxonomy places the organism in Eukaryota, Metazoa, Arthropoda, Insecta, Diptera, Culicidae. Gene Ontology annotation, cellular component: intracellular membrane-bounded organelle. The record is from RefSeq and is a predicted model, not a curated record. Gene Ontology annotation, biological process: carboxylic acid metabolic process.
AGAUUGCCACAUAAUAAACGGCAAAGUUCUGCGAGUGUUUUUGAAGAGAAAUUUUCUGGGGCGUGAAAAGUGAUAAAUUUUCCUUCUACAGCACAAAAUUUUACUUAUUCUAGAAAAUGGCCGAGACGCCAAGUGAAUCAAAUGCUCCUGUAGGGAUAAAUACGGUGCGGGAACCACAACCAGACGAAAUUCCAGCCGCAAACGUUCGAUCCAGUUUGGCCGAGCUGGAAACUCAAGCCUCACAGGUGCUGAACCGAUUGGAAUAUGUGAAGGUGGCUCUGGAGCAGCAUCAGCAAAAUUCAAUGUUUCCACAGAUGCCGGUGACUCCUGGAUUUCUGCAGCCAGACAAGAAACCAACUGCAGAGGUGCUUACUUCUUUGGAAACGCUUAUUUCUCAGCUGGACGUAGAUGAGGAGACGGAUUUUGUGCUUCCUCCGCUAGACGACUCUUCCCAACUGGCUACAAUAACCCACUCUAUUGGUGCUUACCUAUCAGCAUUGGAUAGGCAACAUCUGAGCCGCAUUGUUUCCAAGGUAGUUUCGGAUAGCAAUCGCUGGCUCAGCCAUAUGUUUAGGUACAUGGAUUGUAGUACUAGCUUCUACCGGGACAGUGCUGAGUGUAUUCUUCAUGCUGUGAGGCUAGCAAUCGCUAUACGCUUUCCGGAAUCCAUGGAAAAUCGUUUGGCUCAACUGCAGAAUGCAACCCUGUACAUUUCGGAGACUAGUUCGCUGUUUGCUUUGCAAAAUACUUGCCGCUACGUAGGUCUUCCAGCGACAAGCAUCCGUGUUGUACCUUGUAAUACAAUUUUGGGUGUGCGCGGCACAAUGGAUGCUUCCGAGCUGCAAAGGAUCCUGACGGCCGAUGUGGAAGCAGGAAAGAUUCCACUGUUUCUUAUUGCCGAUCUGGGAUCAUCGAUUUGCGGUGAGGUGGAUAACUUGACGGUGAUUCGCAACGUGUGCAGUUUAAAUAACAUGUGGUUGCAUUGUCAAGGACACUGCCUAGCCGCGUUGGCUGUCACGAAAGGGACACUGACAGGGAUUAAAGCGAUUCCCGACUCGAUGACGCUGAAUCUUGGAAACUGGCUGGGCAUCACUGGAGUUCCAUGCGUACUGAUGCAUCGGCAGGUACCGGUGAGUGCUCUUACUCUGUUCGAUGUAGAUCCCAUCCUUUCCAAUAGACUUACUGCGAUUGGUCUGUGGACAAUAAUGCAAACCAUGGGUGCUGAUUCGAUUAGUGAGCGAAUUUUUAUGGCAUUCGAUUCGUGUCGACACAUUCACGAAGUGCUCAGUAGAAUUAAAGGCAUAAGAAUUUUGAGCAAGACGCCCAGACAGGAAGCUGGGAAAUCGUUCAGAGCGCUACUGAGUAACCCCAUCAACUAUUGUAUCUUGUUCGAAACAGCCGUCCCUGUUGUUGUUUUUCAAUUUGAUGGCAGCAGUGGAGAAACCUGUGCCAGCGUUGAAGAAACUACAUCUACGGCUUCUCAAGGUGCUAAUAACACUGCGGUAACGGUUGGUACAGAAUCGCUGAAAAACGAAGGUGAAGCAAAACCGGCCAACGAUCCUGUCAGUAAAUCGAUUGAAAAAAUUUCCAACUCCUCGUACUACGAUCGCCUCAAUGGUUGGCUUGGGCAGAUUUUACUCCGUGAUUGUUCGCAACUGAACUUGGAAAUUAUCAACCACCCCGUGUAUGGCACGUGCAUUCGUUACUCCCCAUUCGCUCCGGGAUAUGGGGACUUGCUUCCGCUAACUGAAGUUAUUGAAAAUGUCGCGCAAUUCAUUGAUGCACAAAUUGAAAUACUGAUGGCAACUGUGAAGCAUAAGAGCCGUUUCAAUAAGCUAGUAGAGGAAAGCCCGGUGCUGCGGUUGAUAGAACUGAACGAUUGGGCUGGUCUAGGCAGUGUACAUUACGUUCCGGAAGGCUGGGAAACACUACUAACCGAUCAGGCGAAAACGGAGCUCAAUCGAUUGAACACGGCGCUAGUCGAUAUGUUGAAAGCCCACGAUGGAGCAUUUUCCCUUGGUGAAGGCAGUGAUGGCCUUAUCUGCGUCCGUUUCGGAAUGGUCACCAACGAAACCGAUGUGGAGGAGCUCUUGGACCUUGUCAUUCAAACUGGUCUGAAGAUUCAGGAGAAUUCGAAAAUCCUCGACACCAUGACGGAAAUUUUGAAAAAGGGCAUCGAAGCGGCCGAAACCGAUCUACAGCGCGAGGCCGAGGAGAAACUCUGGCAGGAUGGCAUUUUGCGUCAAGUGCCGCUGGUUGGUCGAGUCGUGAACUGGUGGUCACCUCCAGCCAAAGAAAGUGGCGUCAAGGGAAGGAGCCUGAAUUUGACACAGGGCGUUGUUGAAAGCACAGAAAACAUUUACAAAUACCACAUGCAGAUGUCGGCAAAAGCGAAUCAGUUGAAAGGAAACAAAAAUCCGCCAACUCCGCUCGUUCAAACGCCGAUCAGUGCCGAUGGUACGAGUCUACAUUCCAGAAACGCCAGCUCUAGUAGCCAACAAUCGAGUGCAACUGUGGACAAAAUAACUUCUCAACAACAAAACGGACAGCAGGCUACCGAGGCCGCUUCUGCGUAAAUAAACUACUGUUUAAUAAACCUUUGAAUAUGUUUUUGAAGGGGUAAGAUACUUUCACGUCAAAACGGCAAACCUAACAACAUUUUAUGCAUAAUUUUUACCAAAGUCAUUACCUUCUUUAAAGUGAUAGAGAUUAAGUUAGAGCAAACAUAUAAGUGAUCUUGUAACACAUAAAAUAGCUGAUAGGUUUAAACAAGUAAAAAAAUACAAACAGGAGUGUUUUCAAGUGAACCCUGUGCACGAAUCAACGCAAUAAAACAUGUCAACUUAUUUAUUAUUAUAGUAUAAUAGAGCUGGCAUUACCCAUGUAGCCCUUGGAAGCGUUAAAUAAAUUUUAUUUUGCACAAAGGUUAGUAAUCAAA